GCUGAUAAGAAGGAUUCACAAGGGAAUAAUACAGUGUCAGGAUUUGAAAUUCUUCUUCAAAAGCAACUUAAAGGGAAACAAAUGCAGAAAGAAAUGGCAGAGUUUGUUCGAGAAAGGAUAAAGAUUGAGGAGGAAUAUGCUAAGAACCUGUCCAAACUGUCUCAGAAUUCCUUGGCUGCUCAGGAAGAAGGCACACUAGGAGAGGCUUGGGCUCAGCUAAAGAAGAGUCUAGCUGAUGAAGCAGAGGUUCACCUCAAAUUUUCUUCUAAGCUUCAGAGUGAGGUGGAGAAACCCCUGCUUAACUUCAGAGAGAACUUUAAGAAAGACAUGAAGAAGUGUGACCACCAUAUUGCAGACUUACGGAAGCAUCUGGCCAGCCGCUACACAGCAGUUGAAAAGGCCCGGAAAGCUUUGACAGAGAGACAGAAGGAUCUGGAAAUGAAAACACAGCAGUUAGAGGUGAAGCUCAGCAACAAGACAGAAGAGGAAAUUAAGAAGGCAAGACGGAAGUCCACUCAGGCAGGGGAUGACCUGAUGCGCUGCGUGGAUCUUUACAAUCAAGCCCAGUCCAAGUGGUUUGAGGAGAUGGUGACCACCACUCUGGAGCUUGAGAGACUGGAAGUUGAAAGGGUGGAAAUGAUUCGUCAGCAUCUUUGCCAGUAUACGCAGCUGCGGCAUGAGACAGACAUGUUCAACCAAAGCACAGUAGAGCUCGUGGAUCAGUUGCUUCGGAAAGUGGAUCCUGCCAAAGACAGGGAACUAUGGGUAAAGGAACACAAAACUGGAGACAUCCGACCUGUGGACAUGGAAAUAUAGACUGAUCUAUGUGAUGAGUCCACUGAGUUAACCAGGCUAAUGUUUGUUUUUAAGGGUAAGAAAAGCAUAGGGAAAAGGUUGUUCCACUACCAGACACCUUGUAAAUUAUGCCUGUACGGGGUCUCUCUGUUCCAUUUAAUCAUUAAAAUGGUCCUUAUUGUGCUAAGCCUUAAGCACCAGACAUUCCAGGGUGAAAAAAACAGAUGUGUGCUUCCCACCAGAGGUUCCCAAUUGCAUCAGCUUCCAGAAGUAAUCUGCUUUCUGGUACAGAGAGAGCUUUAUUCUUCAGUGACUUUGUGCUACACCCUUUGCAUGACUAUCUUUAUACAGUAUGUUAGAUCUACCAUGCAGUGAGCCUCUGGCCAGCAAGUAGAUAACUGUUUGAACACGAUGCAGGAGGCGAAGAAGUCCUGAUCAUGAAUCCCAGGUCUGUCACUGACUGCUUUCAUGGCCACAGGCAAAUCAAUUAAUUUUUCUGGCUC
Mesitornis unicolor (brown roatelo) is the source of this 1298-nucleotide messenger RNA. It is a transcript of the gene GAS7, whose product is annotated as growth arrest-specific 7. The annotation marks the transcript as partial. Gene Ontology annotation, cellular component: plasma membrane; cytoplasm; actin filament. NCBI's taxonomy places the organism in Eukaryota, Metazoa, Chordata, Aves, Mesitornithiformes, Mesitornithidae. Gene Ontology annotation, molecular function: actin filament binding. The record is from RefSeq and is a predicted model, not a curated record. Gene Ontology annotation, biological process: actin filament polymerization; neuron projection morphogenesis. The transcript is spliced from 8 exons.